ACCUCCGGCGGCGGGCGGGGCGCGACCGGGCCGCGGCCGCCACCUCCCGCGGCGCAGUGCCCUUCCCGGAGCGAGUCCUCGUCGCUGAGCUCUCUAGAACAGCAGCUGCAGCAGCAAUGGCCCCGCCCUGGGUGCCCGCCGUGGGCUUCACACUGGUGCCCAGUCUGGGGGGCUUCCUGAGCUCCCACUAUGUCCGUGGAGAGGGUCUCCGCUGGUAUGCCAGCCUGCAGAAGCCCUCGUGGCACCCGCCCCACUGGACACUGGCCCCCAUCUGGGGCACGCUCUACUCGGCCAUGGGGUAUGGCUCCUACAUGAUCUGGAAAGAGCUGGGGGGCUUCUCGGAGGAGGCUGUGGUUCCCCUGGGCCUCUACGCUGGGCAGUUGGCUCUGAACUGGGCGUGGCCUCCCCUCUUCUUUGGCGCCCGGCAAAUGGGUUGGGCCCUGGUGGACCUCCUGCUGACAGGUGGCGCGGCAGCAGCCACGGCCGUGGCCUGGCACCAGGUGAGCCCGCCGGCCGCCCGCCUGCUCUACCCGUACCUGGCCUGGCUGGCCUUCGCGGCCACGCUCAACUACUGCGUGUGGCGGGACAACCAGGACGGCCGCCGUGGCCGUCGGCUCUCGGAGUGAGGCAGCGCGGCCUCCGAGGACUGCAGCCGCUGCCCGUCAGGCGUUGCCGGUGGUGGUGGCCCCCAGGCUCUCGUGGCCACCAGGCCACCUGUCUGUCUGGUCUCAGCCCAGGGGGUCCCCAGCGGCUUCAGAGGUGCUCCAGGCUGAGCCCCCACCCUAGAGCCAGUGUCCUGCGCUUUCUGCACUGCUCGAAGCUCGCUCUUAGAACGUGGAAUUUUAUAAGCCAAAUAAAGUUUUCUAACCUC
Messenger RNA from Hippopotamus amphibius kiboko, 871 nucleotides. It is a transcript of the gene TSPO, whose product is annotated as translocator protein. Gene Ontology annotation, molecular function: cholesterol binding. Gene Ontology annotation, cellular component: membrane; endoplasmic reticulum. The record is from RefSeq and is a predicted model, not a curated record. The transcript has 4 exons. Lineage: Eukaryota; Metazoa; Chordata; Mammalia; Artiodactyla; Hippopotamidae. Bases 117 to 626 code for a protein of 169 amino acids.